Molecule: messenger RNA, 2211 nt
Organism: Condylura cristata (star-nosed mole)
Lineage: Eukaryota; Metazoa; Chordata; Mammalia; Eulipotyphla; Talpidae
Gene: OLIG3
Product: oligodendrocyte transcription factor 3
Exons: 1
Coding region: 211-1029 (272 amino acids)
Molecular function (GO): protein dimerization activity
Source: RefSeq, a predicted model, not a curated record
AGCACACACCAACUUGCUGUCCAGGAAACAGCUUAACCAGAGAGGGGAGUUGGGGAGGGCGAAAGGCGGGGAAAAGCAGCGUCUCAGAUCUUCUCGCGUCUUGCCGCAGAGAAGUGGGUUGCUGGGCUGUUGAGGUUUUUCUAAUUCAAGAUUUUCUUUAAUUUCCCGCCUAAAGCCUCCCCUCUGUAGGGUCGCAUCCCCUGUAAUAAAAUGAAUUCUGAUUCGAGCUCUGUCUCCAGCAGAGCUUCCUCUCCGGACAUGGAUGAGAUGUAUCUGAGGGACCACCACCACCGCCACCACCACCACCAAGAGAGCCGUCUCAACUCGGUCUCGUCCACGCAGGGCGACCUGGUGCAGAAGAUGCCCGGGGAAAGUCUCUCGCGGGCCGGUGCCAAGGCCGCGGGCGAGAGCAGCAAGUACAAAAUCAAGAAGCAGCUGUCGGAGCAGGACCUACAGCAAUUGCGGCUGAAGAUCAAUGGGCGCGAGCGCAAGCGGAUGCACGACCUGAACCUCGCCAUGGACGGACUGCGCGAGGUCAUGCCCUACGCGCACGGGCCCUCGGUGCGCAAGCUCUCCAAGAUCGCCACGCUCCUGCUAGCCAGAAACUACAUCCUCAUGCUCACCAGCUCCCUGGAGGAGAUGAAGAGGCUGGUUGGCGAGAUCUACGGGGGCCACCACUCGGCCUUCCACUGCGGGACCGUGGGCCACUCUGCGGGCCACCCAGCGCACGCCGCCAACGCUGUGCACCCGGUACACCCGAUCCUGGGCGGCGCGCUCUCCUCCGGCAACGCCUCGUCACCGCUGUCCGCAGCCUCGCUGCCGGCUCUCGGCACUAUUCGACCUCCGCACACGCUCCUCAAGGCGCCCUCCACGCCGCCGGCGCUGCAGCUGGGCAGCGGCUUCCAGCACUGGGCCGGGCUGCCCUGCCCCUGCACCAUCUGCCAGAUGCCGCCGCCGCCGCACCUGUCGGCUCUCUCCACCGCCAACAUGGCCCGGCUGUCCGCCGAGUCCAAGGACUUGCUCAAGUGAGCAGCGGGUCCGCCCGGCUGCGGAGAAAGAGGGGAGAGCCGCGGAGGGGCCGCGGUGCCGGGCCGGGAGGGAAGAGCGAGGCUGAGAGCUCCGCCGACGGGAGGGGGGGCGCAGGUCUGCGUGGCCUCCCACACGGUCUGAGAGAGCUCAGAUCCCGCUUGACCCCCGGAGGGGAAGGACCAAAACCAAACUGCAAUUUCUAGGUGGUAGCGAAGGGGGACUCGAACCAGACGUCGUGUGAUUUGCAUGCAUGCUUCUUUUCCCCGGGCCGCGCCAGUCUAUCUCUGCCAUAUGCUCUUGUCAAAACCGCAUUUGUUGUAUAAAGACGGGAUGGGUGUAGUUGAAAACUUGAGAAGGGACUUUCAAGUCGGCUUUCUCUUGGCUCUGUUUCACCUUGGAAAAGACAACCAUCCGUUUUGUGCAAAACAAAUGUAAAUAUUUCCUUGAGAUGGAUGCAAUUAGGAUUGUCACUCAACUAACUCUCCACCGUGGUUUUUCUACAGACAAGAGAGAGAGUGAGAGCGAGAAAGGGAGAGACGGAGAGAGAGAGCGAGAGAUCCAAGCUUUGGGUUUUGAGUUGUGAAUCUCGAUUCCGGUGCAGGGCAAGACAGGUCCUCGUGGGUUUUCCUUACCGAUGCAGUGUAGGUCAAAGAGUGCAUGCACGCUUCUAAAUGAAUCUUGUCUAAACAUGUUGUGGAGGCCGUGAUGCCGUUUUCCUUGUAACAAGGAUUUAUUAGUGAAUUCUCCGAAGUACUCCAUAUAUCUGACUGUGGUUGUAUGAAAUGAAAAAGGGGGCAGAGUGCAAAGACCCAUACUCAGCACACUCGCUUUUUCCUCUACCCCACCCCCUUGGAAUUCCCUUCCCCAGCUUAGGCUGUUCAGGAGCCAGCAAUUGCAAAGCUUGAGCUCCCUCUACUAGCUUGACCCACGCCCCACCCACCCUACCCCUUGCUCAGUGAUUCUGCAUGCUGGGUCAGCUCUCUCGAUCAUCAGCUUUGAAAACUUAUUGUGGUUUGGGGAGGGGUGCCGUUUUUUAUUUUCCUGAACAUUUGCUUGAAGUAUUUUGUUAGGGCCUCAAAGACAAGACCUGUCUUUAUUUUUUAUAUAUUCUUGAUAACUAUGAUAUAUUUAUUAACAACCAGUGUUUCUGGAUGAGAUUUCAAAUAAAAAAGAAUCUUUAAA